AUGGCACCAAACUCUCGCAUCUUGAUCUGUCGACAUUCUCAAGCCGAGCACAAUGUGAGUGAGGGCUUGGACCGCUUGCGAUGUGCUAGGCUGUGGUGGUGGUGGUGGCGCUGCUCAAUAGCAACUGCAUGCUGACUUUGGCUUUCCAUGCGACACGAUCAUCGUCGUCACAGGUUGACCUGGACUACAGCAUUCCUGAUGCACCCUUGACCAGUCUGGGAAAGAAGCAGUCCGCCACGCUUCCUUCCUUCACAGCUGCAGAGCAAGGCCAGGUAGACGUCGUCCUCUCCAGCGGGCUCAAGAGGACUCUGCAGAGCACCAAGCUAGGCUGGGGUCCCGCCAUCGAGCGUCUAGGUGGUUUGAAGAAGGUCAUCGUUCUGCCCCAAUUGCAAGGUGAGCUCAGAGCCACUUCGCGUGCAGACGCUGGCUGCAUCGACCACGACUCAGUGUCGGGGCAUCCAGCUGCCGGACUUGUGCAGGCUGAUUCGACAGCUGACGAUCUCACGGAAUGGCAUCUGGCAGAAUGCAACGACUUUCCCUGCGACACUGGAUCUCCGCGCGAGGCGCUCGAGCGCGACCCAGAGUUCAGUGGCUUUGACCUCUCCAACCUGACGCCCGACUGGACCAGCAAACAAGGCUUCUGGGGUGAGCGCUUGCAUUGCGGAGGCAGCAGCAUCGGAUAGCACUGAUGCUGAUAGCGUCGGCCUCAUAGCACCCGACCCGCAAUCCAUCGCGUUGCGAGCUCAGUGGGUCAGACAAUUCAUCCGAUCGCGUCCGGAAAAGACGAUUCUGCUUGUAGGACACGGAGACAUCAUCAGACAGAUCACAGCCACUGCUUCUGGAGGACCUAGCACCUACGUGAGUGACGAAUCACCUGUACGCCUUCUGAGCGGGGGUUCAAUUGUGCUGAGUCUUCCUCCCCCUCCAUUUGAUCGCUGCAGCAAUGGAAGAACGCAGAAGUACGAGCUUAUACUUUUGACCCAGCCACAGCGGGCGCGCAAGAAUGCUUCCUUCGACCCGAGGGAGAGGUAGCGGUCGCGGGCGGCUACGCGCCAACGAGCACGGAAGCAGACAUUGUACAGGGACCAGGCGCCGCCGCCGCUGCUGGAGGUCCAAGGUGAGCGCAUACACGCAGCUGUGCUCGCUGUACUCGUUGCUGACGCACCUCGUCCGCAAAGCCUUCCAAGCUUGGGAGGUGGGGACGAUUUCAGCUUUGGGGACGUGGUGAACGACGCAGGAACACGAGCUCUGGCGGAGAUGGAGGAGCGCGUCAAGACGAAGUGAGUGCGAUGCAAAGCUUUCAUGUCGGGUGCACAUUCAGAGAUUGACGCGGUCCGCAUCCUACGUCCGCUCCAGAGCUAGCGCGGUGCAAUCGCAGACGAAUGAGUUGCAGGAGCUCGAGGCUAGACUGGCAGCUGCGGAGCGCAAGGCGGCGGAGGUGAGCAGACACCAGCGAACUUCCGGACGGAGGAGUACCCGUACUGAUCACGCCGUUCACGUUGUCGCAGCUCGAGGCUCGAGGUGUGCGUCACUAG
This is a messenger RNA of Ceraceosorus bombacis, 1535 nucleotides long. The record is from the annotation of a GenBank genome assembly. Lineage: Eukaryota; Fungi; Basidiomycota; Exobasidiomycetes; Ceraceosorales; Ceraceosoraceae.